Oikopleura dioica is the source of this 7089-nucleotide messenger RNA. Lineage: Eukaryota; Metazoa; Chordata; Appendicularia; Copelata; Oikopleuridae. The record is from the annotation of a GenBank genome assembly.
AUGAUUCAGCAGUUCAAGGAAAUCUUGCCCGCAGUCGACUUUGACAUGUACUGUGAUAUUCAGUUAGCUAAAGCGCUCCCUUCGUUCAAAAAAUUCGACUGGAUGAUUUUGCAAACCCUGAUUGAUCAAAUUUACGUCGUCGCGGAAAACCGUCCGGCAAACUUCCGCGGUUAUUUCACCAAUACCCAGUCUUUGAACGCGUUCAAGCUCAUUGCGAAGACCCUCCACGAUCUCAUCGAAUCCUCUGGUUCUUGCUACAAACCAGAUGUUUACCCUCAAUGCACGAAUUUCCGCGAUAUAACGAGGAAAAUUGUGUUUAUUCUGAGCAUGGUGAGUCUUCUUGAUCCAAGUCAGCUUGAGAAUGCGACGAAAUUCUUUGACUACUCAUCUGAAUCACCUGAAAUUGUUCUUGGGAUGAAAGAUGCGAUUCUUGAAGCGUUGAAAUUUGAGCUUCCUGACUCGGGAGGUGCUUUGACGUCGAAAAACAGCGCAGAAAUCAUCUGCGUUGAAGACACAAAUGAAGAUGGCGAUGAUGAUACUGUUGUCGCCGAAGAAGGGAUAAUGGAUAUCGACAAUGAUGAUGAAGACGACGACGAUGAUGACGACGAAGAUGACGACGAAGAUGAAGACGAGGACGAUUAUGAAACGGGGACGAUUGACGGCGAAGAUCAUGAGGACGAUGAUGAUGAAGAUGAUGACAACGAUGUAGAUAUGGAGGAAGAAGAUUUCUCUAGUGAAAUCCUCGAAGGCGGCGGAGAAGGAUUCCAGAAUGACGGAAUUGUGGUCGAAAUCCCUGGUGACAUCAGAGGCAUCGAUCUUGACCGACUUCUCCAGGACAACGACUCCUCAAUCGCAGAUCUUGCCCUUGCACUAUCUAUUCAGGCGGAUGAACGGCGUCCUGAUCCACCAAUUAGCCGGCUACCCAUUCCAACUGUGCCGGACACAAUCGAAAGCGACAAAGAACAAGACGAAAAUAUCCCGAGCACACCUGCUGAAGUAAAAACAUCUCCAUCAGAAGACCCAAUCUUCUCGAAAGAGCGACAAAGACAGUUCGCUAUCAAGCUGAUUUCCCAAAUCGUUGCUGAUGACAAGAAUGACGUUCGAAUCCAAUACCAAUUGAUUCUCGCUGCACUGUCGAAAUUGGACGUUAAUGAGCCAGAUGAACUCGAUGUGAUUGAAAGCGUCAUUUCGAGCCUUGUGCUAAAAAUCAAGGAGACUAAAUCAUUGCUUCAUAUUAUUAUUCUCUCCGAAUUCCUCAGAUUCAACAAUGAUUUUACUUCCAUCAUCUCUCAGCAAAUCAGCAAUCAUGGCAUUAUCGAUAUUUUCACCAGCUACAUUGGAGACAAUGUCUCAGUUACGCCAAAGAACUCACAAUCUACGACUAAAAAAUCAUCAGAGCAAGAAAAAGCAGAUCAGAAGCCCUUCAUUAUUCCAAAAGAAUACUCAGCAAACAACAAACUUGGCACUGUCAGCGCCAUGCUACGUCUUCUUGAGGCGUUAAAAGAAAGAGAUGCUCUUCUUCAAGUUCCACCGCUGCUGCUUGAUCUAGUCAUAAAAGUCAUCGUCCGCGAGGAAUCGUCAAAGUGGUUCAUUAAUGUCUGCAAGCGUUUUGGUCUUUGCUUUACGCAGUCGGCUGAAAAGUUCAAAGCUCGCCUCGAUCGGGAGAGACUGAUCAAGAGCUUCGAAAAACUCCAGGUUUACGCGAACAAUGACUCUUUAGAUCUAUCCUACAGUCAGCUCUCUGAGCUUUACGAAGAACUCAAGUCAAUUGUUGAGAUUGCUCAAAAGCGACCAGGAUCAUGGCAAAAAUUUGUGGAAAAUCGUCCUCAUAUAAUCGAGCUUAUCCUCAAUCUCCCGACGAACAUAGAAUGCUGCAACAAGGACGUCAUCAAGCUCCUUGAAGUGAUCGUAUCUCCAGUUCAAAUUGGCACUCAAAAGUCUCGAAAACAAUCCGAGUCGAUUUGCGAAAAACGUAAGCGCUCCAAAUCCCAGGGAAGCGCCAAAAAUACAGGCGAAAACUUUGUGGACAAAUUUCUCGACAGUAAGCGUCCAUCGAGCCUCAUUUCUCAUCCCUUGUUCGUUCGAAAAAAUCUCUUCUCCGAGUCGGAAAGCGUCCGAUGGGCAAUGCACUCGCUGAUGAAAACGCUGUUUGCGGAUUGCUCUGAUGCUAAAAAGCCGGUACUCGUCAAGUUUUUGUGGACAAUGUUCAACUCUUCGAUUCGGUUUGGUCAGCGAGCCAUCCAGUACACCGAUCUCCUCGGUUUCUUCACGAUUAAAUCUAAUAUCCCGGCUGAAACGCUCAAGGGAUACGGCGAUCUUGUUGCAAGAACUUUGAAUUCGCAGUUGACUCAACUAUCAACACAUUCGAAUUCGCUACUUUACUCAAGACUUGCGGAGCAGCUUUCUUUCGGCGGAUUUUAUCUUGAAUCCCAGCUUUGUCUCUCUUGCAACACUCAGAACGAGGAGUUCACAUCAUCAACGAUCACGGGCCUCAAGGGUGAUACAAAGUACACAACUACCGCUCAGAUUUAUAAACUCAAAGCCGGCCAGGAAAUCCAGCGGGUGAGUAUGAAGCUGACCGAUGUGAAGCGAACGCGACAUGUGAAAUCAAUGACUUUGUAUUACACGACAAGAACAAGCAUCCCGAUUAUCGAGCUGAAGAACUCACCACAACUCUGGUUGAAAGCGAAGACAAUCCAACUCUCGCAGGGACAGUCAGAAGUCACUUUCAAUCUUCCAGUUUCAAUCAAGGCGAACUUCUUGAUCAUCGAGUUUUCAUCUUUCUACGACGAGAGCUACUCGAUCCCUGAAACGCUUCCUUGCCCUCGAUGUUCGAACAAUGUUCACACAGAUCCAGGAAUCUGUGGCAACUGCGGCGAGAAUGUUUUCCAGUGUCACAAAUGUCGAAUGAUCAAUUACGACGAGCGGGACCCUUACAUUUGUACCCAGUGCGGAUUCUGUCGUUAUGCCAAGUUCAGUCUUUCAAUGUCAUCAAGAAACUGCACCAUCGCCGAUCCAGUUGAAACAGAAGACGAGCGAAAGCGAGCAGAAGUAGAACUCAAAAAGCAGCUUGUGAAAGCUGACGCAACCUGGGAAAAACUAAUUGUCCAGCGACGUGAGCUAGAGGACUCUUGCUACGAAAUCGAAAACGGCGGCAAAGAGGAUUGUAAAAAAGAAGCAAAGCCCAAGGCUCAGCCACUAGUUACAAAAUACAAUGAGUGCAAGACAAGUCAUAACGAUAUCACAUCAAUGAUUCGAGCAGCAAAUGCUUGCCGAGAAACACUAGCAGAUUAUGAGAGAAGAUCAAACUUGAAUGCAGGGCUGCCCUGCUUGAAUGCAGUGAAAUCAACGCCGAAACUAACUGGGGAAAAUGACUCAAUUUCGAUGUCAAAUUGCUACGGCUGUGCUGUGAAUGGAGCAGAGAACAAUCUCACUCUCGUCCGAGCUCUAUGUCAGAUAACAUCUGUUCGCGAAGCUCUUAUCGCUGACGGCGCCGUGGAAAAGCUUCUCUCAUCUCCGCCAAACCUUGGAAGCUCGAAUUUACGAAAGCUCAUCCGAAGAGCAAUCUGUCGACUUGUUCGCGGCUCGAAGGAAGCCUCAAAAGAACUAGGAGAACGACUCAAAGAAAAGAUCAUCUCUCUCGCCAAGCAAAAUCAAUCAAUUGCACGGCUGGAUGUUCUUCUUCGAGAAGAUCUUGAGCUCCUAAAGCAAUCGCUGAAAUAUCGAGACUCCGGAUGGGAAUAUCGAAUCAAAGCGGCCAUGGCCAUCUUCCUCGAAGCGUCAGAACUCUGUGACAAUGUUUCAUCUGGAACGACAAUCGUGAAUGGAAUUUUACUCCCUUGUCUAGCAAUUCUCAAGAAGCAAACCAGCAGCCAAGAAAACAACAAGGAGAGCCGAACACCAUCUCCUUAUGACGUCAAUUUCCGAAAAUGGGCAGAUGGCGAUCCUGAUCAUCAAUACGAAACCCGCACAACUGCUAGAAUCGACGAGGAAGAGGAACCAUCAUUAAAAUCUGUUCCAGAGUCGUACUGGCUGCCAAGACUUAUGUUCUGCAAAUGGUCUCAAGAAGCUAGAAUUCAAGCUUGUAAUGUUGUCAGCAAUUUGGCCAAGAACAGGAAGACCGAAAUCAUCGAUCUAAUGGUGACUUACUUUAAAUAUGUCAAUGAAGCCGGAGAAUAUGCUGUUGAGUAUCUUGGAUUGCUCAGAACUCUGCUUGUAAAAGAACAAGAACUUGCGCCUGGGCUUUCUUCUUUGUUACUGAAAGGACUUGGCGAGCUUUUGAUGUCUCAAAUCAAUGCGUUGAUGAAACAAGAACUUGAAUAUUCUCAGAUGACCACGAUUUCUUCUAGCACUGACCUUCGAGUUGGGAAAACCCUCGACGCGAUUGUCCUACUGCUCUACAUCAUCAUUGAUAAAUCGAAAGAUCUGCCCUUCAAGAUGAUCAAGCCAAUCCUGCGAGGCUAUCUCAGUCUCUGCAGAGUCUCUCUUUACGAACCAAAGCGAUUGACGACGCCCAAGAUGGAUGAUUUCCAGGCGAGUCAGUUUGUUUUCGAGCGACUCUGUAAUAUCAUCCGUCCUGAAUCAACCGAGGACGAGUCCUUCCGAGUUCAAAUCGACAAAGAUCCUCUGCAAGAAGAAUUUCUACCAGGUCGAAUGGUCAACAAUCCUUAUCCAAGUUCGGCCGUUGGAGAAACAAUCCGCGAUUUGAAGAACAAGAUCUGCCGUGAUACAGAGCUCAUCGCGAUGGUCGACGACGAUACGAGCUUGGAGCUAUUAGUUUCGAACAAAAUCGUCAAACUUGACCUGGCCGUCGCAGAUGUCUACAAAAAGAUAUGGCUUCAAAACCACGAGACCAAUGUGCCAAUGCGAGUCAUCUAUCGUAUGCGAGGAUUGAUGGGCGAAGCGACAGAAGAAUUCGUCGAGACGCUACCGGAAGACGAUCAAAAUGAAGAAGAGAUCUUCAAACGAGCAUCUUAUCUUGCUGUCGAUAAUGGAUUGGAGACGGUUCUCGAUAAACUCGAAUCCAUCCGAUCUCUUAAUUCUCGAUCACGACCGCUUCUUGGCGCUGGAUUGAAAUUGCUCGGAUUCUGCGUCCAUCUUCGCGUUUGCCGAGACGCACUCGCUGAGAACUCCUCCGCUUCCAUGUUGAACAUCAUGCUUCAACUGUUGAACAUCUGCAUCGAAGCAAAAGAAGCAAAACUCGUCGAGGACAUCCUAGCAAUCAUGAAUCGAGUUUUAGCUGAAGCAGCAACCCACGGACAGGAAACAGAAACAGGCCACAAACACGAACUGACGAAGCUUCUUAAGGCUAUCGACUCCGAGUUUGUUCAGUCGCGGCAAAAUAUCGUCAUGUCACUGAUGGAAAUGAUCCCGUUCUUAUCAUUCGGAGAUGAGCAACUCAUGGAGCAGCUGAUUAACCAUUUCGAUAGCGUCCUUUCCAACUUAUCUAGCUUUGACGAGUCUCAAGAUGAACAACACAAGAUCUACCUCGAGUGCUUCUGUGACAUCCUCAAAGGUCUCAAGCCCGAUAACCCGGGUGGCAAGCAUUUGAAGGAUCUCAUGUACGCUAGAAAUUUGCCUCGACAGGCAAUCGAUUAUCUGCGAGCUAAAACACCUUCGGAUAAGAAUUACGCAUCUGAUGAAUGGAAAGAUCUUCUUGAACGACCCGUUCUUCCAUUUAUUCUUCGGAUUUUAGCUGGACUCGCUACUGGGCAUCCUGAAUGCCAGAAGCUUAUUGGAGAAAUGGUAAUUCCUGAGUUGCAUCGAUUGGAACAAGUCGCUGCUGGCGGAAUCGGUACUCUGGCGGAGGAAGCUCUCGAAGCUCUCAGAGACAAUAGUGAUGUUUUCAAGCGCGUCUCUGAAGCCCGCCGGGCCACUCGCAAGGAAAAAGCUAAAGUCGGCAAAUCGCAUCGUAUGAAAACACUUCUCAAACUCGGUAUGGCGGAGAAUACCGACGGAACCAUCAAAGCUGACGACCGCAAAUCCGAAAAAAUGAAGCUCGAACAAGCAGAAGACGGGCCUCUUUGUGUCAUCUGCAAAGAAGGAUGCCAGUUUGAACCGAAGAAAAUCAUGUCGAUCUACUGUUUCUGCAAGAGAGCUACUGUCGAGCCGUUUGAAGCGAAUUCGAGGAAGACCGUCGGCUUUGAGACAGUGUCCAGCUUCAAUUUGAUCCACAACGAGUGUCACAAAAAAGCGGUUGUUGCUAAACGAUCCAGGGAUGAGUGGGAGACUUCUUUCCUUCAUAACAACAGUACCCGGUGCAACGCGCUCUUGCCACUGUGGGGCCCUGAAGUCAACGAGUCUGAUUUCUCAACCCAAAUGGCGAAAUUCAACGAGUCUGUUCGCGACGCUACUGGCGUAUCUCCCGAUGUCACCUGGCUUAUUCACAACAUCAAAUUGAUGCUGCACCGAUUUUCAACGAAUGGCAAAUUCUACCUUGAUGCGGGCGGCGGAGGACCGGAGAGUAACAUGAAAUUCUUGCCGCACUUGAUUCACUACAUUUUGUACACGACUAACACCCUCAAAACUCAGAGCUCUUUGAAAACGCCGAUUCAAACCUUCCUGGACGAUUUCAACGUUAAUUCAUCUUGGGCCGUCUCUGGCUACUUCUACAAAGCUACAUCAGCCCUUAUCGUGUUUAGUAAAGAGGAAUGGAUUAAAUGCAGAGUCGACUUUUUGAAGAAAAUGAUCAUUUGUACCCACAUGCGUGAAGUCUCAAUUAACCCGAAAAAGGGAGUCACCGAGGCAGAACGAAAGGAACUCCCCUUUGAAAAGUACAAGCCUACGAUUUUGUUCUGGUUCCUAAUUGAUCAAAUCUUGGACAAGCUUUUUGACGAGCAGGCAAUUUCUGACAGCGCCGGAGAGGAAUACACAGAGAAACUGCAAAUGUUCAUCCGAAAGAACACUGUUUCUCUUCAGAAGUCCUGCGAAAAGUUGGUGAAGACAUUCAACGAAGAAUUCAUUGUCGUGGAUUCCCUGGAGGAAUUCAUUGAUGUGGCGAGUCUUUACAGCGUAAUUGAGCCUUCACUUGUCAACGAUUCGAUUUCACAGAUUCCCGAAGAUACCACCACUGAAAACUUGAUCAAUUAA